Messenger RNA from Cylindrotheca closterium, 324 nucleotides. NCBI's taxonomy places the organism in Eukaryota, Bacillariophyta, Bacillariophyceae, Bacillariales, Bacillariaceae. The record is from the annotation of a GenBank genome assembly.
AUGGCAAUUAUUGCAAUUGCCCUCUUGUCUGUCCUAAUGCAGACAUCCUUUGAUGAUCCUGAGAGAAAAGUGGCCACUAAGAUCACCAUUCCAGCAGUGAAGAUCACUGAAGCUCCAACCUUUCCACUCUUGCCAACCACGGUCAAUGAGGAUACUUUUAUUGAACCAGAUACAUGCCUGUCUACGGGUGUGACGAGACUCGAACCAACCAUCGAGGACACACUUCCCCCACUCAAGCAGCAACGAUUGCCCAACCUUCUCAGCGAUGAGGAGACCGAAGACGACCUUGGCGAAUUCCUUUUGGAUGCCGUUGAAUGGCUCUAA